CAAGGUGUUGUCAGAGACAUAAAGACCAGAGGGGGUUUGCUGGGAUGAUGGUCCCAGCUGUUCUUCACUUCUCUUGGAAUAUCCAGUGUUUCCUCGUGGAGGGUUCGAUUGAGUCGGUAAGGCUUUGCUCAAACGCCAACACAUUCAACUGUACACCUUUUCCAUAAUAUGGCUGUCAAACGAAGUUUCGGGCUCGAUUCCAAAGCGAUCCAGGGGUCCUUGUCAGACACCCACCGCAACUACCUCGUCAUCUUCCUGUCCGAGCUGGCCGGUACUUUCUUGUUUCUCUUCUUCGCUUUUUCCAUUGCCCAGGUCGCCAAUACGCCGGUACCCGAUAACCCCAACGGGCCACCCAACCUGUUGGCCGUCCUAUUCAUCGCCCUCGGCUUUGGCUGCUCUGUCGCUGUCAAUGUCUGGCUGUUCUAUCGUAUCAGUGGAGGAAUGUUCAACCCUGCGAUCGCCCUCACGCUUGUCCUUAUUGGGGCAAUCCCUGCCUCUCGAGGUGUUGUAGUCUUUGUGGCACAGAUGAUCGGCGCUAUUGCAGCUGCCGCGGCCGUGUCAGCGACUCUGCCGGGGCCUAUGGCCGUCAAUGUGAGGCUAGGUGGUGACGCCUCCGUGGCACGGGGCUUGUUCGUCGAAAUGUUCGCAACCCUGCAAUUGGUUUUCAGUGUCGUCAUGCUGGCUGCAGUCAAACACAAGGCGACGUAUCUGGCCCCAAUUGGUAUUGGUAUUGCCACCUUCAUUGGUCAUAUGUGCAGCAUCUACUACACUGGAGCAGGAAUGAAUCCAGCUCGAGCAUUUGCCCCGGACGUCGUCGCUCAUAGUUUCCCAAGUUACCAGUGGAUAUACUGGCUAGGACCGGCGUUGGGGGCCCUUGUGGCCGCAGGAUACUAUCGCCUUUUGGAGCUGCUCAACUGGAUGACAGCCAAUCCAGGACAGGACUACGACGACCUUGAGACUCAGAUAGUCGAACCGUGGAAGUCAACGCUCCGGCCUAAUGUCGCUUUACAGCAGGCCAGCGGCAGGCCAUUGUUGAGGUCAUCGACUGAUAAGGAGGUGAAAGUGUCAUCUCCGGCACAGGCUGAACGUGACUAGGCGGCUUCCUGAGAACAUACUCUGGCACGAGACCGUAACUGUUGGGGGUCUUCUCAAAGUCAGCAUGUAUUGUUCGACUGUGAUGGAGGAGCUAGUCGUCUCAAAGCAGUUGAGAGGCUAGCAAGGAAUGGAGAGAGUGAUAAUCAUGGCUGGUGUGCCGGGACUUGGAAAAGUUGCAGAUUGAAAGAGAUCUACAAGGAAGAGUUGUCAGGACACAAGAACAGGUUGUACAUAAUCUGGAUGUACAGAAUCCUUGAAUGUCAGUGAAUGUGACAACGGUAUGAGGGAGAGAGAAUGCUGUAUAUGCUUGCUCAAUCGUAGACAAACUAUAAGGUUUUAUAUUGGACGACUGC
Molecule: messenger RNA, 1448 nt
Organism: Exophiala mesophila
Lineage: Eukaryota; Fungi; Ascomycota; Eurotiomycetes; Chaetothyriales; Herpotrichiellaceae
Exons: 3
Coding region: 169-1095 (308 amino acids)
Biological process (GO): transmembrane transport
Cellular component (GO): plasma membrane
Molecular function (GO): water channel activity
Source: RefSeq, a predicted model, not a curated record